Molecule: messenger RNA, 5775 nt
Organism: Diabrotica virgifera virgifera (western corn rootworm)
Lineage: Eukaryota; Metazoa; Arthropoda; Insecta; Coleoptera; Chrysomelidae
Product: homeobox protein PKNOX1-like
Exons: 9
Coding region: 295-1662 (455 amino acids)
Biological process (GO): regulation of transcription by RNA polymerase II
Molecular function (GO): RNA polymerase II cis-regulatory region sequence-specific DNA binding; DNA-binding transcription factor activity, RNA polymerase II-specific
Source: RefSeq, a predicted model, not a curated record
UAGACAGAAACUCAUUUGUUACUGAAAGAGUGACAUGUAAACACUAGAUAUUUUGUUGAAAAAUUCUUGAGUCACAUGGUUUUUCGCUGAAAUCCGUUUGUUAUGGUACAAUAGUUGUUGUCUAUGAAUAGUGGAAGUUUGUUUUUGAGUUUUUCGAUGGUGGUUAUUUUUUUCGCUUUUCGGGUAUCGCGUUAACCUUGCCGGGUCUUCUUAAAAUUUUGUGCGAUGUGAGAAAAUUAUUUUUGAGAAAAGCCUGAGAUGAAUUUCGAGGUUUUUUGAGAAAUGUGAAGAAGUAUGGAGUGUGGCGUCCAAAGUGCAAUGCUGAGUGUACCUCCUGUCGGUGAAAGUGGAGUACAGCAGUCGCUGCCUGCCGUCUACUCGCCUACUGAUGCAGAUCAAGCACAAUUCGAAGCCGACAAGAGAGCCGUCUAUAAGCAUCCACUCUUUCCUCUUCUAGCUCUUCUGUUCGAAAGAUGCGAACUUGCAACCCAAUCUUCCGAUACCCAAUCUAGUGACGCUUUCAAUUUAGAUAUUCAAGCAUUCGUGCAACACCAGGAACGUGAUAGAAAACCAUUUUUGGCGAACGAACCCGAAAUUGAUGGACUGAUGAUAAAAGCAAUACAGGUGUUAAGGAUACACCUAUUAGAAUUAGAAAAAGUUCAAGAAUUAUGUAAGGAUUUCUGCAAUAGGUAUAUAACAUGUCUAAAGGGAAAGAUGCAAUCGGAAAAUCUAUUGCGCUCGGAUUAUCCACAGGAUGUUUUAGGAACUGGCUUGAUGAACAGCAUGGAAAAUAAUAAUAAUAUGAUGUCACAUGGUAAUUCAGAAAGCGGGUCCGCAUCAAAUAGUCCAGUGCAAUAUUCUAUCAGUCCUCCACAACCAGUCCUCCCCAAUCCAGGUAUGAUAGAACGGCCCCUAGAUACCCCAUCCGCUUACCCUAUGCCCCCGUAUGUGGGUAGUAGCGGACCCACGCCACCUCUACCGCCUUCCCAACCUCCCCCGCCACAAGAGAAUCUCAUCAUCCACGGUUCGACGCCUCUUGGUCAGAUCGGAGCCAAUUUGUGUUCGUCGGUAGCACCCAGUGAAAGUUCAGGGGGGCCCCUAUCUCCCGCACCAACUACUCCAGGUGGUUCGGCGGACGACUGUGAUAGCGAUUUUAAUUCUAGAGGUGGAAGAAAGCAGAAGAGGGGAGUGUUGCCCAAACAUGCGACCAGUGUGAUGAGGUCGUGGUUGUUCCAACAUCUUGUGCAUCCAUACCCAACGGAAGACGAGAAACGCCAUAUAGCAGCCCAAACCAACCUUACACUGCUUCAAGUCAAUAAUUGGUUCAUUAACGCCAGGCGCAGAAUACUGCAACCCAUGUUAGAUGCAACCACGCCUUCUGAGACCAACAGCGCCACCAAUUCGCCCAGUCACAAGAAAAAGAAAAGUCAUAAUAAUAACAGGAGGUUUUGGCCUCAAGAUUUCGCCAAUAUGCCGGCCCAAUUAGAAACUAGCGGUAUAUUAUCAAGUUCUGACGAUGAAGGCGAUUCGUACAGUAGCGAUGGAGAGGAAGGUAGUUUAGUCAUAGACGCCAAUGCUCAGAGUGGAGAAGUUAACCAACAGAACGGGCACCCUGUAGAUGUUUUAGGUUAUAAUAAUAGUCCGAACGCCGACAGGCAGUGAAAACAACCAAAAUAUUGAUGUUCCUUGAUGAUAAGCUUGUAGGCGGAGGUGAAUAUUUUAGAAAUCGUUUGAGUUCAUUUUACAACAGAUGCACCUAUUCACAUACUCCCAAAUUGAAAUGAGCAUUGUUUCAGCUUCUAUUUUAUACUAGCAGCAUAACUAUUUAAUUAUUUAAUCGCAAACUAGUCCAGAAUUAUUGAUAAGACGAUGUUGAUAACUUGAACCAAAGCAGUGUGAAUUUAUGAAUUAAACUGCAGAAUGUAUCGUUGAUUGUUUUUCCACUUGAUUCCAUUACGUUGCUCCUAAUGCAACACGUGCAAUGCUCAUUUCAAUCUUACGAUAAUUAUUCGUAAACUCGAAAAAAAAUAUAUAUAAAUAUUCAAAUACAAAAAUAAUUUUAAUAUUUGAAUUGAUAUUGGUAACUUGAAAAUAUUAUCGUAGAGUUAAUAGCAGCAGAAAGGAUGAAAGGAAAUGAAAAUUUUCCUAGGAAAUCAGUAAUUUUGAACAUUGUAUACUGAAUUCGCUCAGCCGAGAUUCAUUUUGACACAUUCGGAAUAGGAAACAUACAUCACAAAAAUUCCUACCUCACACUAUUAACUGCUCAAAUCAACUUAAUUUUUCAUUAAAAAAAGAAGAAUUAUUGACAACAGUGGGAGUCGAUGGCGCCCAAAAACUCGACAACCAAAAUCCCGACGGCCAAAACACCGACACGCCAGAAUCCCGAAAUGCAACAAUCCUCGCAUAAGCAAAAAUCCCGACCCCUACAUUUUGAAUAUUUAUUGUUUCAUUUUCAAAUGCAAUACCAAAUCAUAUUAUAUAUAUAGUAUGGGUAUGAGUAUUGAAAUAGAAAAAUUAAUUACUUACUAAUUAGUAUGGGUACUAAUUAUUAUGUAUUUUAAAAGAAAAAAAAAAGAAUGUGUGUGUACUUUGUACACACGUAAGAAGUUAUACUUCUAUUAUAUAAUUUCAACGAAAUAAAUAUACUUAACAGUUACAAUACAAAAAAUUAACAAUAAUUACCAAAAAUUAACCAAAACUUAACAAUGCCAAAUAUUAAAAAAAAAGAAAAAAGUAUGAAUCGUCCGGGAUUUGAACCCGCAAUCUCGCGAUUUCUCGAUCUCUGGUCCAAUGCUCUACCAACCAGGCCAUCAAGGCGCAUGUUACUGAUGUUUCUGAUAUACAUAAUUACACAUCACGGUGACAAGUAAAAUAUAAAAAUAGAUGUUUUAUUAUUUUACGUCCAAGGAAGACAAAUCCAAAGACACAAAAUUAUAAUAAAUAAUACAUUUACUAAAAAACACUAAUAUAUUAUUUUAAUGGCUUAUUUGGGCUGAUACGUAAUUUGAAAGAUUAGCAACUAAACGUCAUACUGUCUGUGUGCGCAUGCGCGCAGAUUUAUGAAAAAUUUUACUCUCAAUCGCGCCUAAAGAAGUAUAACUUCAAAAAUUAUUAAACACUUCAUUUUAUAAUAUAAAAGCUAUAGUUACUGAAAUGGAAGGUUGUAAGUGACUAUUAUUUGAAAGUAAACUUAAAUUCAGGAUUUGAUUAUACAUAUAUUAUUGGACUAUAUAUUGGCAAAAAGAAUAAUUUAAUUCAUAUACCCAUGUUAGAAAUUUUAUUUAGAAAAUUAGUUCAUAUUAAAUGGUAAAUACUUUUGUUUAGUAACAAAAAAUAAAAAACAGUUGGCCAUAAACAAAAAACCAGAAGUAAAUGUAAUUAUGUGUUAACCCUGGAAUGUUCUCUGGGGUACACUUGUACCCCAACCUUGUUUGUAAGUUACACCAAUUUGCAGUAAUGGGUGUGGAAAAUAUGAAAAUAAACUUGUGGAUAAUAAUAUAAUAAAUAAUUUUUGUAUACAAAACAAAUUCUUAACAUGUUAUCUUAAGAUUGUUUUUGUCAUAAGUUCUUAAAACAUACAUAUUAUAUAAAUGUUUUAGGUCGAUUUUAUUUGGGGUACCACUGUAUCCCGAUGUAGCAGAUUGAGUUUAGAAAAUAAGUGUAACAAUCCAGGGUUAAAAAGAAACUUAUCAAACCUGUCGGGAUUCUGGCGUGUUGGGAUUUUGGCUGUCGGGAUUUUGGGGUAAACCCGUGGGAGUGUAUACUAAACUCAUAAAAUUUUGUGGAAUUUAUUUCUACAAAAUAUUUUUAUUUUGAACAAUAAAUAAUUUUCUCAUUUGUUAUCAACACAUUCUUCUUCUUCUACGGCACUACAGCCCAAAUUGAGCCUUGGCCUCCUUUAUUUUUUGCCUCCACCCUUGCUUGUCUGUGGCUGCUCUUCUCCAUACACGGACUCCUAAAAGGGUUUGUGCGUCGCUGUUUACUGUGUCUUCCCAGCGUUUUCUUGGCUUUCCAACCGGUCUCUUUCCCUACAUUCUAGCUUUCAGUGCUCUUUUUGGUAGCCUAUCCUCUCCCAUUCUUAUCACAUGUCCGGCCCAUUGCAAUCUUUGUAUUCUAAUGAAGUUCAUAUAUCAACACAUUAUAAUGGUGUAAAUAAAUAAUUACUGAUUGGCGUAAAGUUUGUGCUAUUUAUGUCUGUUUACUAUUAUUGGCUAUGAGCAGGUAUGUUCGGUUGUGUAGUAAUUUCCAGUCACGUCUAGCAAUCUAACUUCCCAAAAAAGAAAUUACCAACGUCACUAGACAGUUGUGUCUCGGCUGAGCGAAUUCAGUUUACCAAGCCAUCGUAAAGUUAUAAUGGUUGCAAUACUGUAUUUUAAAUUUUGAAACCAGUUAACGAUUACUUGUGCUCAAUCUGGAUCUUUGAUCGGGUCUCCCUUUAAUGAAACUACUAUAUUUUUGGGAAUAGAUCACUUGCAAUAAAGCGCCUUAUGUCGUCCGACCAUCUUGAAGAACAUCUUCGGUCUUCGAUUACGAUAAGCUACGUGUCUAGGUCUCCAUUCUAAAAUUUUCUUGGUUCAUCUUCCAUCUCUAAUUCUGUCGACAUGGCCUGUCCAGUUUCAUUUUUUUUUUCUUUUUUCGCUUGGACUAUGGUCAUUCAGCCAGUCUCAAUCAAAAGUAAAUGUAUUAAAGAUAUUGCCAAUUAGUGAAACUUGGUUAUUAUAAUAUUAUUACAAUUUUUUACUUCUUAUUUACCUACUCAUUACAGCUAAUGUACAUACUAUGUUAAAAAAUAUAAAUAUAUUAUACUACUUAAUGUUUAUCAAGAACACAUAGUGUAUACAUUUUACAAAUAAAAAUAUGAAUAUUAAUAUUAAAAUAAAUUCAUUCUUUUUUGUAUUUUAUUUUAGUUUUUUUUUGUUUUGUUUUUUGUUGUUUUUUUUUUUGUCACUACGAUAGGAUGUCAACCCGGUUGUCCAGUUUCAUUUCAGCUUUGUAAUAAUUAUUCUUUUAGCUACAUCCGUAACACCAGUUUUUCUCCUACCUAUUUGAUUUGGAACUAGUCUGUGGGGGAUAUAUUCAACAUUAACCUCUUCCUUGAUCUCUGUGCUGCUGGUAUUUUAUUUAUUACUUUUCUUGUAAAUGCCAGCGGGUCUGCUCCGUACGUUAGAACCGGAAGCACACACUGAUCAAAGACGUCAAAAUAAUAAGGGCUUGCGGCUUGAAACGAAAACGACAAUAGACUACCCCAGCUAAUUGAAAAUAAUAUUUCAACCAACUAAGAUAGCUAUCGUUCACCCUAGCCUAGCUCAGUCACUCAGGUGUGUGUUCGUCUUGUCCUAAUCUUAGAAUAUGAACUCUGAAAAUUUAGAAUGGAAGCAAACAAAACAGUAUUUUUAACUAAUCAUGUUUAUUUGUUCAAUAAAGAUAUAAUAAAAAUAUGACAUAAAUGCAUUAACAGAUUCAAAUUAUUGCCAAAAACUAGCAAUUCUGGAUUAUACUUAUGGCUUUUGGUAUCUGGUUCGCUGGUAACUUCUUGAUGUCGAAUGGUACUGCUGUAGACUUCUUGUAGACCUGGGCAGAUGUUCGGCCCUAGGGCCCUGCAGCGGGAGAUGGUAGUCGUUGCAGUCUAUCUAGAUGUCAUGUUGUCUUCGCCUUAUUAGCAGCAUCACCGGUGAUGUUGACGGCUUGAGGCUCCCGAAGGGAGAAAAGUUGAUUUAUUCCGAAAAACUAUAAGAGUAAAACACAUAUCAAACAUCAAGAAGAAAAACCAAAAAC